AUGCAACAAAGUCUCAUUCCUGGACACAACAAUAAUCGCCACCUCACUGUUGAGGAGAUUGAAAACAACAUUGGGGGCCUAGCGAUUACGGAUAACAAGCUCCAAGAACUGUUCGACUCACUGGACGUGGAGCGCACUGGCUAUCUACCCAUUGGGGAAGUAAAGAAAUUCUACAAAGGACUCGAGCAUUAUGGCCUUGAACCAACUGACGCUGAGAUAGAGAGCGAAAUGAAGAAGUUUGCGAAGAGCGACGAAAAUUUCAUGUCGUACGAUGAGUUUUGCUGCCUCAUGCUCAGCUUUGCUCAGCGAUAA
Messenger RNA from Trypanosoma brucei brucei TREU927, 312 nucleotides. RefSeq lists its product as hypothetical. NCBI's taxonomy places the organism in Eukaryota, Euglenozoa, Kinetoplastea, Trypanosomatida, Trypanosomatidae. Bases 1 to 312 code for a protein of 103 amino acids. The record is from RefSeq and is a predicted model, not a curated record. Gene Ontology annotation, molecular function: calcium ion binding. The transcript has a single exon.